Conger conger (European conger) is the source of this 3881-nucleotide messenger RNA. Its product is annotated as progressive ankylosis protein homolog B-like. Bases 162 to 1682 code for a protein of 506 amino acids. The transcript has 13 exons. Gene Ontology annotation, biological process: phosphate ion transmembrane transport. The record is from RefSeq and is a predicted model, not a curated record. Gene Ontology annotation, molecular function: phosphate transmembrane transporter activity. NCBI's taxonomy places the organism in Eukaryota, Metazoa, Chordata, Actinopteri, Anguilliformes, Congridae. Gene Ontology annotation, cellular component: membrane.
UCAAUUUGCAGAACCCCAUGUGUGGAGCGGAGGAUGAUUAAGACGUGGGCUCUUUUGGUACAGAAUAGACGCUGCGCGAUAUGCCACUGACUUGUUUCAAACCCUUUUCGCGAAAGCGUGUUGUAUUUAGAUUUUCUGUAUUUUCCCUCCACUGAUGAACAAUGGAGAAACAUUCGGCAGAAAAUUCUGGCGAUAUUAUGGUGAAAUUCCUAGCGCUCGCACCUUACUGGCCUCUCAUCCAAUUUCUGGUUCCUCUGGCAAUCACCAAUAUAGCCAUGGAUCUUGGGGAACAGGCUUUGAACAGAGGCAUCGCAGCAGUUAAAGGAGAUUCGGUGGAAAUGCUGGCUAGCUAUGGGCUAGCCUACUCCCUGAUGAAAUUCUUCACGGGGCCCCUGAGCGAUUUCAAGAAUGUAGGCCUGGUAUUUGUGAACAGCAAGAAGGACCGUGCCAAGGCUGUCCUGUGCAUGGCGACAGCAGGAACUGUGGCCAUUAUCUUUCACACACUCAUAGCUUAUACAGAUUUGGGAUACUACAUCAUCAACAAGCUUCAUGGUGUGGAUGAGUCUGUGGGUAGUAAGACCAGGAAGGCGUUCCUUUAUUUGGCAGUUUUUCCUUUACUGGAUGCACUGGCUUGGACACAUGCUGGUAUCCUCCUGAAGCACAAACAUAGUUUCCUGGUGGGCUGUGCUUCCAUUUCUGAUGUCAUUGUUCAGAUUGUGUUUGUGGCCAUCUUGCUCAACAGUAACUUGCAGUGUUAUGAGCCAAUGCUGAUACCCAUAUUGUCCUUGUACAUGGGUGUUCUCGUGCGCUUCACCAUUGUGAGCUUGGGCUACUACCAUAAAAUCCAUGAAAUCAUCCCAGACUCCUGUGGGCCUGACCUUGGGGGGGAUGUCACCAUCAAGAAAAUGCUAAGCUUCUGGUGGCCCCUGGCCCUCAUCCUGGCCACCCAGCGCAUCAGCAGGCCCAUCGUUAACCUGUUUGUUUCCCGGGACCUGCAGGGGAGUGUUGCAGCCACUGAGGCAGUAGCAGUGCUUACAGCAACCUACCCUGUGGGUCACAUGCCCUAUGGUUGGCUAACAGAGCUGCGAGUAAUCUACUCUGCCUUCGAUAAGAAAAACCCCGGAAACACGUUGACCAACAGUGGCAGCAUGGUAACCCAAUCGCACAUCAAGAAGUUCACCUUUAUGUGUCUAGCACUGUCUCUCACAUGCUGUGCUGUGCUGUUCUGGACCCCGCACGUCUCGGAGAAGAUCAUGGUGAACAUUAUUGGGGUGGACCAGGACUUUGCCCAGCUGUGCAUCGCCCCACUGCGCGUAUUUUCCUUCUUCGCUCUUCCUGUGACCAUACGGGCUCACCUAACAGGCUGGCUGAUGAUCCUGAAGAAGACCUUUUUCUUGGCUCCCAGCUCUGUCCUGCGUAUCGCCGUCCUCAUCACCAGUCUUAUCGUGCUACCUUACAUGGGGGUGCAUGGUGGCACACUGGGAGUGGGAUCUCUUUUGGCUGGUUUCUUGGGGGAGGCCACCAUGGUUGCAAUAGCCGCGUGUUACGUCAAACAGAAACAGAAGAAAAAGAAAGCAAAAGAUGGCGCUACUGCAGCAGAAGGUGAAGAGUCCUCCCCUAUUGACGAAGUAGAGCCCAGGGAUGAAGAGGAUGACAUUGAAGAACUGAGAGAAGAAUGCUAGGCUGAGGCAUAAACAGGACUUUUCCAACAGCGGGAAGAAGAUAUGGAGGAAGGGGUAGGCUUAUCUCACUUGCUGGAAUCUUCCUCAACUGCUGAAAAACAGCACUCUACCGUGGAAGACUGUUCCGCCAGAACCUGUAAGAUCGGCACUCUGUGGUUUGUGGCACACCCUCCACAAGUGCUCCAGUAUGUGCAAAGAUGAACCCAGAGGUGGCCAUUUUUUGCGUGCCCAUGGUGGCCAUUUUAGCUCAUUGUGUGCACGAAACGCACACUCUUUUACUAAUUUGUUACAUAUUAUUUUUAUCAUUUAGAAAGAAAUGUGCGCGCACACACACACACACAAUAUAUAUACAUACUGUAUAUAUAGCUGGUAAAUGCCAGGUUUUCACUGGUAAAAUGGUCAGAAUCUGUUUCUGCUGAUAAAACAAGGCAAAGCCCUUACAGAAAUGCUGGGGAAAACGAAUAGCCUAAUGUCUACCAGAGCCUAAAAUCUGUGACAAUUGGAGACAUUCAGAUAUUUCAAGUCACUUCUAUGCCAUGAACCAUCUCUUCAGUUAAAUCAGUUUGUGGUUGGUUAGCCCUAUUAUUAUUUUUGGCUACUAAAAAAAAGUAAGAUUAAUUAAUAAAAAUAUAUAUAUUUUUCAAAACUUGAUGAACAUGAAUAUGCGUAAAGAUGAUCUUGAUAUGAUCAGCAAAUUGUGCCUUGUUAAAUGAAUAAAGCCAAUGAAUGCAUAGUCUACUAUCCAUACAGGCCUAUUUGCGAUGAUGAAUAGCAUAAAUUGCACUCCUCAGUUGCAAGGUUGCAAUGUCUAUUAAUUGUGCACACUUUAAAUGCAAAUUGCCUUUACCAAUACAUCCUGUUCUGCAAAGUAUAUGUAAAGUAUAUUUGUAUAUCUCAUCUAAUGGUAAAUGGUUGGCAUUUAUAUAGCGCCUUUAUCCAAAGCACUGUACAAUUGAUGCUUCUCAUUCACCCAUUCAUACUCACACUCACACACUGAUGGCGAUUGGCUGCCAUGCAAGGUGCCGACCAGCUCGUCAGGAGCAUUUGGGGGUUAGGUGUCUUGCGCAGGGACACUUCAACACAGCCCGGCCGGGGGAUCGAACCGGCAACCCUCCGACUGCCAGACAACUGCUCUUACUGCCUGAGCCAUGUCGCCCCAUCUUUAUGAUCAUUUUUGUUUUCAAAUAGUUCUCAAAAAUAUGACAUGGUGCUGUCAAGUAUCACCAAACGCCCCUGCCUGCCAUGCAAUAAUGAAUCAUAGUCAUGACACAUUCUCCUGCAAAAAAUAUUGAAUACAUAAAUAAAUUAAUUGAAUCCUACUGCAAACUCUGAAAAAAUCUUAAUCAAACAUAAUUAUAUAUAUAUAAUACAUACUUUUGUGUAGACAUUUUCCACUUUUCAUUGGUAAGCACUAAUGCAGGACACUUGACAUGGCAGGAUGAACCAAAGCAAAGUUGGACAUAACACAUUUUUUUGGUCUCCUAAACUUUUUUUGUGUUGCUAGUGCCACCUUCAAGGAGGAUGAAAAGGUACUUUUUAGACUGCUUUGAAAACGUGACUUAAUAGGAAUGUACAAUAAACGCACAAGACCAAAGGACGUCAAUGUGUAAGCUCAUGUGAUUGUUAUUUGCCAAGAUAUGUUAAUAACCAGUUGCUGCUUUGGAAUUUAUCACUGAUAUAGCAGUAAGUGGUUUCUGAGGGUUCCUAUAUAUAUCAUUUAUAGUUAUAUUGAUUAUCAAAAACGGGUGGUGGCAUUCUGAUGUAUGAUUGUGGUUUAAUCAUAAUGGUGUUGUUCUUCAAACAAUUGGUUUUGAAUAGGUGACCGAUAUGUAAACUAAAUGCCAGAGGCGUCAGAACUGUAGACUAUCAGUUUACUAUUCAAUGCGUCGGUCACAAGUUUUUCCUUGUCCUGGGCAUUGCUCUUUUUAAACUCAGGAUAUAUUUGUUUAUGCAUUCAGCUACAUCUAUUUCUUGCACACACUCCUUUAAAAAUGCUCAAUUUACAGAAAUGCAGUUGUACAUAUUUUCAAGGUUGUUUCUUUUUUAAAGGUUGCAGUGGACAACCACACAUUGACAAAUCCAAGCAUCCAUUUUGUGUUUUAAUGACUGUUUAAAUCCCACACCAGAAGAAAGUGGCUUCUGACAUUGCUAUCUAUGAAAAAGUACUGAAAAGUAUUAUUAAAGGUUGGUUGAGAUGGA